UCCUGCUGGUGUUGCACGCUUAGGUCGAUUGCAGAUGGGUUUGUUUACAUGAGAGUGAGCAAAUAGACAUUGAAUCAUGCUAGCGAACGUAGUAGCAUUGAAUACGGCCGUAUGUGACAUCACACACUGUUCACAACACACUACACACUAUGUAAAUAAUUUGUGAUUUUUCAAGCGACUAUAUAUUUUGCGGUUCGAUCGAUGCUAUCCAGUCGGCAGUGAAACUUGUUACAAGAACGUACUCGUACGGCUUUACUUGCGCAAAUCGUUGUUUUCAUACACAGUCAAUUUUUUUUUUCUUUUUUUUCGACGUCGUUGUUUUUGUAGUUCCAGUUCAAUAUUUCAAAGCAAUUAACGCGACAACGAAACAAACAAUAAUAAUCAUAUUAAAAGGAAUAAACAAUAAAGCACUUUAGGUGAUGAUUUGAGUAACGGAUGUUUCAAUAUAUUUACAAACAUUCUGAGUGUGGGAAUUUUUAAUUGCAUCAAAAUACUUGAGAAUAACUUCAAUUUACCUGAAAAGGAGAAAAUAAAACAACAGUCAUUCAGUCGGUGGUAGUGAAUAAAACGGUUUUAAAGACUUGCGAGAUCGAGAGACGGAGAGAAAGAACGAGUUUUUAUUUUUCUUCUUCCUUCAUAUCGAGAAACAGAGAGAGAGAGAGAAAAGACGUUGUGAUCGAAAAUUCCUGCUUUUGCAGACAAUUAGAGAGUGUAUACGCCAGUCGAUUUUACGAGGAAAAGAAAUUGUGCGCACAGAAGAAUAUAAAUAUACAAUUGAUACGUUCCACACAUGGCGAAAGAGUUGUUUUUAUCACCUAUUCCAAGUAAAACAACAUCGAUGACAAUGAGACUGUUAGUCGCGCUCACCUUGGCGUUGUAUUUAUUUGGAUCGUAUGCAGUUGCCGAUGACGAAUAUUUGUCAAACAAUACUCUAGCAUCAAUUGUUCCGCCCAUGAGAAAUGAUUCAGUGACGCAGGAGCACAAACAAAAAGUCGUCGAUUCACUGCGACAACUAUCGAUGGGAAAUGAACAAUUUUCGUUGGAAUUUUUAAAACGACUUUCGGCAGCUGUUAGCAAUGUUAAUUAUGAUUUUAUCGUGUCACCAUUUUCGAUUUGGUCACUGCUAGUGUUGACAGCCGAUGGUGCCGAUGGCGAUACAUACAGUCAAUUGCAACAGGUUCUUCGACUUCCUCAAGACCUCUCGUACCUGCGGAUGGCUUACAAACAUAUACAAAAAUCGAUGAACGUCAAUACGUCAACCGUUGAGGUUGCAUUGAAUCAAGCAUUGUUCAGCGAUAUAAACCGGCCCGUUGAAAAUGAAUACGCCUACAAAUUAGAUCACAUUUACGAAGCGGAACAUAUGCCGGUCGAUUUUCACAAUCCUGUUAAAACAUACGAUCAAAUCAACAAGUAUGUCAGCGAACAAACGCAUGGCCGAAUCAAUAAAAUUGUCAACAUGGAAGAUUUACGAGAGGCACAAAUGAUUCUUAUCUCGGCAUUAUUUUUCCGAGGACAAUGGAAGAGUCCAUUCAAUGUCAGCCAAACCAUCGAAGAGCCAUUCUAUGAUGAGAAUGAAAAGUUCCAAGAAAACGUUAACAUGAUGUUCCAACGGGGCACAUUCACAUACACGGGCAUUAAAGAGUUGGAUUCACUUGUUUUGGAAUUACCCUACGGUGAACAGGAUCAAUUGAGCAUGAUUGUUAUGUUACCCAGAAAAGGUGUGCUGCUCACAUCUGUCUUGGAAAAACUCUCAUCAUUUGGUAUUUCACGUGUGGUGACGGAAUUGCGACGUGCCGAGGCCGAAUUUGAAGAAGAUCAAGUCGAAGUAUUCUUACCACGAUUCUCAAUCACCGCUGAUUUUACUUUGAACGUAAUUCUCGAGCAAAUGGGUCUCACCGAUAUUUUCAAUGUGAAAAAGGCCAACUUAUCCGGAAUUUCGAAGCAUCCGAUCUUUUUGUCGCGCAUCAUUCACAAAGCAACCAUUGAUGUGAAUGAGGUUGGUACGGUUGCAACAGCAGCGACCGGUGCCAUUUUUGCUAAUAAAGCAAUAUCGCCACGUUUCCAUGCAAACCGUCCGUUCGCAUUUAUGAUCAUCGAAAAGAAUACAAACACACUGCUGUUUUGUGGUCAAGUGCGAAAACCGGGUAAAGUCGACUUUAAGCAAUUGUAAUUUACAAUGUGUCAGAUUUAGCCGUAAGCUUUUUCUAAAUCCAAUUAGAAUUGGUUCAAAUAUAAUUGACGUUAUGAUUAAGACGAAGGCUCAUUAAGAUUAAAUUUUAAUGCAAUCAAAUGACAUUUUCUCUGUGUAAUUAUUUAAGCCAGUAGACAAUAAAUGAUGCUUUUUUUUUAAAUAAAGAACAAAACAAGCGUAA
Messenger RNA from Sitodiplosis mosellana (orange wheat blossom midge), 2372 nucleotides. Its product is annotated as serine protease inhibitor 77Ba-like. The transcript is spliced from 3 exons. Lineage: Eukaryota; Metazoa; Arthropoda; Insecta; Diptera; Cecidomyiidae. Gene Ontology annotation, molecular function: serine-type endopeptidase inhibitor activity. The coding region runs from base 791 to 2170 and encodes 459 amino acids. The record is from RefSeq and is a predicted model, not a curated record.